This is a messenger RNA of Cetraspora pellucida, 2304 nucleotides long. Lineage: Eukaryota; Fungi; Glomeromycota; Glomeromycetes; Diversisporales; Gigasporaceae. The record is from the annotation of a GenBank genome assembly.
AUGAAUUAUUUAUCGAAAAAAGCCAAACCCUUUUUUAAUCCUGCUAAAAAAAAGGCUGCUAAAGCACUCAAAGCGGGACAAUAUGCAGAGGCAGUCGAAUAUUAUAAUGGACUUAUUGAAGACAAUCCUGAUAGUGUUUCUAUGAGAUGUGAUCGUGGAGAAGCAUAUUUAUAUUUAAAUGAAUAUGAAAAAGCUAAAGAAGAUCUUGAUAUUUAUAUAAAUAAAAAACAAGAUGAUGAACGUGGAUAUUAUCUUAGAGGAAUUGCUAAUGACAAAUUAAAUCUUCGAUGGGAUGCGCUAAAUGAUUUAAAUAAAGCACUCAGAAUUAAACCUGAUAGUCCUUUCGCUCUUGAAUCUUUAAAAAUUUGUGCAAGACAUAACUAUGAUCUUGGGAACCGUGAUAAAGCAUUUAAAGAACUUAAUUUAAUCUUACAGGCAUCUGUAUAUGAUACAUGGGCUUUGGAAAUUCGGGGAAAAAUGUAUUAUGAAAAUAAACAAUAUCUAGAUGCGUUACAAGAUUUUAAUUCAUUUUUGGAAAUUCAACCUGUCAGUGUUAGUAUCUUAGAGUUAAGAGGAAAUAUUUAUAGAAAAUUAAACCAAUAUAAAGAUGCUUUAAAUGAUUAUAAUCAAGCACUAAGGUUAAACCAAAAUGAUCCAAAUAUUUUAAUAAAUCGUUCAAAGACUCAUAUUUUUCAAAAACAAUACAGUGAUGCAUUAAGAGAUAUCGAAAAAUAUUUAUAUUAUGGUGGUGAACUUAAUGCAUCCGUAUUAAAAAAUCGUGGAUUGAUAUAUGCUGGUUUAUCACGUUAUAAUGAAGCUAUUACUGAUUUUACUAUGUCAUUGGAAAAUAAAGAGAAAGGAUCAACUUAUAGGCAACGUGCUCAGGUUUAUCAAGCAUUAAAACAGUAUAAAGAAGCACUAUCCGAUUUGAAUCAUGCACUAAUACUUGAUGAUUCUGACAAAGAAUCCUUAAUAAUGCGUAAUCAGACAUUGACUGUAAAUCCAAAUGAUGUAAACGCACUAUCUGAUCGAGGCAGAAACUAUAUGGCUUUGAAUAAACGAUACGAAGCGAUGAUAGAUAUAGAAAGGGCCUUGUCGAUAAAUCCGAAUCAUAUCCAAGCACUUUUAACACGCGCUAAGCUUUAUCGAAUGCAGGAAACGUAUUCGGCUGCAUUAAGCGAUUUAAAUACUGCAAUCGAGAUUGAACCAAGGAAUCCAACCCUAUUAAAAAGUAGAGGAAAAAUUUAUACAUUGAUAAAUGAAUACGAAAAUGCAAUCCAGGACUUAAAUAUAGCCAUCGAUAAAGAAAAACGUUCUUCUUCAUUUAAAUAUCGAGGAAAGUCAUUCUUAAUGUUAGGAAAAUACAAGGAAGCUAUUGAUGAUUUCAGUGAUGCAUUAAACUUAAAUCCAAAAAAGUCAAGUGUUUAUUGUGAUCGUAGUGAAGCUUAUUUUCAUAUUGGAAAAUAUAAACAUGCACUUACUGACAUAAACAAAUCUUUAGAAUUCAAUGAAAACGAGAAAUCGUUUGAAUUACGAUCAUUAAUUCAUGAAAAACUCCAUCAAACAAAGACGGCCAAAACAGAUUUGGAUAAAGCUUUAAGUUUGUCACCACAAAGUACAUCAUUACUUUUACAAAGAGCAACCUUAUUAGAGAAAUUACAAAAAUAUCAAGAAUCUUUAACAGAUUGGGAUGAAUUAUUACAAAUUGAUCCAAAUAACAUCAUUGCAUUGCAGGGUCGUGGAAAGAUGCUCAUAAAACUAUGUAGAUACGAAGAAGCAGAAUCAACUUUCAUUAAAAUACUAGAAAUGGAUCCGAACAAUCUGGAUACCAUUUGUUAUCAGGCAGAAAUUUACAAAGAGCAAAAGAAUUAUGAAAAGGCUAUUGAAGUUUUAGUAAGGGGGUUAGAAAAUGCACCCGGAGAUACGAAUACGCUUCAUUUGUUUGUGGUUAAAGGGGAUAUUCAUAGAUUGCGAAAAGAAUAUGCAGAAUCUCUAGAGGAUUUAAACAAAGCACUAAAUUUAGAUCUUAAUGUUAUGGAUAUUGAUAAUAAUGAACCUAUAAAUGAUGAUAAAAAAUAUAAUGCGCUUGCAUUAUGUUAUAGAGGAUCAAUAUAUCGAAAUAAUAAAGAUAAUGACAAUGCUUUGAAAGAUUUAAAUGGUUCGUUAAUGAAUGAUCCUAAAAACAUUUUUGCAUUAUGUGAACGAGGUGCUGUCUACAGAGAUAAAGGGAGUUUUAAUGACGCUUGGAAUGAUAUCGAAAAUGCUCUGAAAUUGUCAGAGGAUAAUGAUGAUGAUUUAGAGUAA